GAAGUCAGAAGAUCUUCUAACAAGAAAGAUCAAGAAAUCGCCAAAAUGUUUGUCGUCAAACGAAAUGGUCGAACAGAGAAGGUAAUGUUUGAUAAAAUAACAUCACGAAUUGUCAAACUAUGUUAUGGUUUAAAUAUGGACUUUGUAGACCCAACGGCUAUAACAUUAAAAGUUAUCAAUGGUCUCUAUCAGGGUGUUACUACAGUAGAAUUAGACAAUCUAGCUGCCGAGACAGCUGCUACCAUGACAACCAAACAUCCCGAGUACGCUAUACUCGCUGCUAGAAUUGCUGUGUCUAAUUUACAUAAAGAGACCCAAAAAGUCUUUAGUGAGGUAAUGGAUGAUAUUUUUAACUGGAUCAAUCCUAAAACUGGAAAACAUUCUCCUAUGAUCUCUGAAGAAUGUCAUAAAAUCAUCAUGGACAAUGCAGAGAGAUUGAAUUCUGCUAUAAUUUAUGACCGAGAUUUUGGUUACCAGUAUUUUGGUUUUAAAACUCUUGAGAGAUCUUAUUUACUAAAAAUUGAUGGCAAAGUUGUUGAACGACCACAGCAUAUGUUAAUGAGAGUUGCUGUAGGAAUUCAUCAUAAUGAUAUAGAUAGUGCUAUUGAGACGUAUAAUUUAUUAUCAGAGAAAUGGUUUACUCAUGCUUCUCCUACUUUAUUUAACGCUGGAACCAGACGACCACAAUUAUCCAGUUGUUUUCUAUUGACUAUGAGUGGAGAUAGUAUUGAAGGUAUAUACGAUACGUUAAAACAAUGUGCCUUGAUAUCUAAAUCGGCAGGUGGAAUCGGGUUGAAUGUACAUUGUAUUAGAGCCAAGGGAAGCUACAUUGCUGGGACUAAUGGUAUGUCUAAUGGUUUAAUACCAAUGUUACGAGUUUAUAACAAUACAGCCAGAUACGUAGAUCAGGGGGGAAACAAGAGACCAGGAGCAUUUGCUAUCUAUAUUGAACCAUGGCACGCAGAUGUUUUCGAGUUUUUAGAUUUAAAAAAGAAUACUGGUAAAGAAGAACAGCGAGCCAGAGAUUUAUUCUAUGCCCUGUGGAUUCCUGAUUUAUUUAUGAAACGGGUGGAAAGCAAUGGAAACUGGACCUUGAUGUGUCCAGGGGAAUGUCCAGGCCUCGAAAAUGUCUGGGGUGAAGAAUUCGAAAAACUAUAUGAAAGCUAUGAAAAGGCUGGUAAAGGAAGAAAGACAAUCCCUGCCCAGAAACUAUGGUAUGCUAUAAUAGAAUCUCAGACUGAGACUGGUACACCAUACAUGUUAUAUAAAGAUAGCUGUAACAGAAAAUCAAAUCAACAAAACCUUGGUACUAUCAAAUGUAGUAACCUUUGUACAGAGAUAGUGGAAUACAGCGCUCCAGAUGAGGUAGCAGUAUGUAACCUAGCCUCCAUUGCUCUCAAUAUGUACGUUAAACCUGAUAAAACGUACGAUUUUGAAAAGUUGCGACAAGUUACCAAAGUUAUUGUCAAAAAUCUGAAUAGAAUUAUUGAUGUGAACUAUUAUCCUGUAGAGGAGGCCAAGAAGUCCAACAUGAGACAUCGUCCAAUCGGAUUGGGUGUCCAAGGGUUAGCAGACGCCUUUAUAUUAAUGAGAUAUCCAUUUGAGAGUCAGGAAGCCCAGGAGUUAAAUAAGUUGAUCUUUGAGAAUAUUUAUUACGCUGCGUUAGAAUCCAGUUGUGAACUAGCCGAGAAAGACGGGGCAUAUUCAACUUACAAAGGUUCUCCAGUCAGCAAGGGGGUGUUACAGUUUGAUAUGUGGGAUGUGAAACCAUCUGGUACAUUAGACUGGAAAUCAUUACGAGCUAGAAUAGCCAAACAUGGUGUAAGAAAUAGUUUAUUAAUGGCGCCGAUGCCAACAGCCUCUACAGCUCAGAUACUUGGUAAUAAUGAAGCUAUAGAAGCCUAUACCAGUAAUAUAUAUACCAGAAGAGUUCUGUCUGGAGAAUUCCAGAUUGUGAACUCUCAUCUAUUGAAAGAUCUCACAGAACAAGGAUUAUGGGAUGAUGACAUGAAAAAUAGGAUCAUAUCAGAAGGUGGUUCUAUACAGAAUAUAGAUGAGAUACCUAAAGAUUUGAAAGACUUGUACAAAACAACGUGGGAAAUCAGCCAAAAAACUGUGAUCAAGAUGGCCGCCGAUCGAGGAGCUUAUAUUGAUCAGAGUCAGUCGUUGAAUAUUCAUAUUGCGGAACCUAAUUAUGGUAAAUUAACCAGCAUGCAUUUCUAUGCAUGGAAAUUGGGUUUGAAAACAGGAAUGUAUUACCUCCGAACAAAACCAGCUGCCAACGCCAUCAAAUUCACUGUAGAUAAAACCAAACUGAAGUCAAAAGAAACCAAACCAUCCCCAGAAACACAGGUGGCGGAAGACAACGUAGCAGCUAUUGCUUGUUCAUUGGCUAACAAAGAUGAUUGUAUGAUGUGUAGUGGAUGAAAAUAUUGAAAUUUGGACAAAAGCUAAAACUGCCACGGCCAUUUUUUAUAGCCAUUAGUUCUCAACAAAUUAUAGAAUAUAUUUAAAGGGAUUGUAAAGAGGUAUUUUGUACUCUAGCAUUGAUUUGUACUAUUCAAAUUUUUAGUCCGACGUUUGUGGUUCUUGCAUAUCCACUGAAACCAAGUGAUUUAUGAAGUCACUAUCACGAAACAUGCAAAUUAAAUCUAAGGACCUUCACCAUAGUGUCAUCAUUUUGAAAGGACCAUGCCUAUAAGGCAUUUAGAUAUUAAUAGCUUUUGAGAUCAUAAUAUGUUAAGUUUAUUUUUAAAAUUUAAAGAAACUUCUUACCAUCCCUUUAAGUAUAAAUUCCAAAAUGUACAUAAAAAUGGAUAUAAUCUCCAAAAAUCAUUUUUUUUCUUAAAGAGUGCUAAUCUUAAUCUUAAUCUCCUCAUUAAAGGGACAGGCUCGCCAUCCAUUUGACCCAAUCAAUCCAUAGCAGAAAUUAAAAUUGCUAGUUUGAGGUAUAUUUGAAGAAAAUUCUCCAAUUUUCAUGCUAGUUAUUGCAAACCCAAAAAUGGUGAACCCGUCUCAUUAAAUUUGUGAAUAUCUUCAUUGUUUGAACUCUUACCAGGAAAAUUUGUUCAUCUACCAUUGAGAUAAAUAUGAAUACUAAUAACACCAUCUUUAUAAAAAUAUUAGUAGAUGUCUAACUUCCUUUUUAAGUUAACCCUUUGAACACUGAGUGUAAAUAAAAUACACUGUCAUAUACCCUGAACUCUAAGUAAUAUUAACCUAUAUAUAAUAUGUAUGUUACAGGAAGUGUGACAACUGGCGUUGGAAGGGUUAAAUAGAUCAUUUUCAUCACAUUGUCUUGGCUCAUAUUCCAAGUUUUUUGUUAGUAUUGUUAUGGUUAAUGUAUUUUGUUGUGUUUUGUGUCAUUUUGUUGUAAAGAACGUUUCACAAUGUCUGCAGUAUUCAUUUUGUUUUCAUCUAUUACUGUAAUUUAUAUCCGUCUUCAUUAGCCCACAUGGUGCAGAAAAGUAGGACGUAAAACUCCCUUCAUUUCAGUUAUAAUUUAUAUUACAAUUAAAGUAUUCAAAACCUGACGCACAAAAAUUCCAUUCUUCUCUGUAUAUGUAUGUAAUGUAAAUAAGGUUUUAUUGUCAUAUACAGCUCUUCAUUGUCAGCUAAUUGUACUAUAAUUAUUUUCAUUAAUUAACAAUUUAAAACAUG
Messenger RNA from Lottia gigantea (owl limpet), 3660 nucleotides. RefSeq lists its product as hypothetical. The record is from RefSeq and is a predicted model, not a curated record. Gene Ontology annotation, cellular component: ribonucleoside-diphosphate reductase complex. The coding region runs from base 46 to 2427 and encodes 793 amino acids. NCBI's taxonomy places the organism in Eukaryota, Metazoa, Mollusca, Gastropoda, Lottiidae. Gene Ontology annotation, molecular function: ATP binding; ribonucleoside-diphosphate reductase activity, thioredoxin disulfide as acceptor. Gene Ontology annotation, biological process: DNA replication; deoxyribonucleotide biosynthetic process. The transcript is spliced from 18 exons.